AUGCAUUCAGAAUUCGCUGGAACGCUGCUUGGAUUCGAUGACUACGUUAACAUGGUCUUGGAGGACGUGACUGAGUUCGAUUACUCCGGCUCUCAAGUGAAGCUCCCCAAGAUUCUGUUGAAUGGAAACAACGUCUGCAUGUUGAUCCCCGGUGGUGAGGGACCCGUCGGUAGCUCUUAG
Molecule: messenger RNA, 180 nt
Organism: Aspergillus niger
Lineage: Eukaryota; Fungi; Ascomycota; Eurotiomycetes; Eurotiales; Aspergillaceae
Exons: 4
Coding region: 1-180 (59 amino acids)
Biological process (GO): mRNA splicing, via spliceosome
Cellular component (GO): U6 snRNP; Lsm1-7-Pat1 complex; U4/U6 x U5 tri-snRNP complex
Molecular function (GO): RNA binding
Source: RefSeq, a predicted model, not a curated record